AUGGACCCCCGCCGGUCGGCUUCGACCAAGGAUCGCGAACCGUCCCCCGGACAUGCUGCACCCGAAAUCAAUCCUCGCGACGCGCCUAGCGCCACCCGUCCACCACCCCUCACCACGCAAGCGGCGGAAAUCCGCAGACCGCUCGACGGAGAUGACCGCCGUGAGGCAACACAGGCGAUGCGCCGCGAGCUGCAAGCGGCCCAGGACGAAGCCCGGCAGCUUCGUAUGCUGCUUGAGCAAGCAGCCGAAGGGAAGAGAGCUGUGGACGAACGAUUGGCGCGGGCCGAGGCCGAAUUGCGGGAGACGCGUGCGGCACUUCGCACGACAGAUCAGCGAACAAGAGACGGGCAGGAGGUGGUUGGGCAUCGGUGGAAUCAGCUCGAACGGCAUAUCAGUGCAUUACAGCAACAGGCCGCCGACGCGCGGAGGAACUUUUCCAGAGUCGUGCAGGAAGGGGCGGGUCCGGCUCCGGUCACAUUGCCGCCGGUGUCCGAGAUUUCGCGUGCGCCGCCACUGCCCAGACUGCAUCCACACCACGAUAUCCUCACCAGAGAGCCACCAGUUUUGGAGCCCUCGCAGAUCCCACUUCCUCCCCGAGAGGUAGACCACCUUCGGCGACUUACGGGACCACCCCGGCGCUCAUCGUCCGCGCCGUUCGUGCUGACAGAGGCAGAGCGGGUAGAGACUGAGCCCCCAGCGAAACGCAGGAGGAGAGAGUCCCCGCAGAGUUUUCCAUCAUUUCCACGCCGCCCGUCCACAGCCGGCUCGUCCUCCGCUUUCACUCGCCAGCCCCGACACCCAGAUACCCACCACCAAUCUCAUACCCGCUCCCUUUCUCCAGAGUAUCAACGCCGGCACUCAUCACCGCUCCGAGAGCGCCUACCGGCACCUGCAUCACCGCAUGCACUCUAUGACCCACGCACGGGAACAGCAACAAACUAUCACCCCUACCACCCCCACCCGGGCGGCGGAAGCUAUCCUGCCUCUGCUUACGGCCCGCCCCCGCUGCAGAUCAUCCAACACCGCCAUCCCACGCCGCCCCCGCCGCCCCCACCACCCCCACUUCCACCGAGCGUGCCCACGGGCGAUCCCGACGCGCCAUACCAGUAUCAGCACCGCUUCCAGCUGGGCACGCAGGUCGCCCCGCGCCGGAACGUGCGGCCCGGUGCGUAUGAGACGGUGGUGUUUGCACUCGAGCCUGAGGGGGGUGGGGGCGCGCCGACGGGAGGAAGGAUGGGCGGGUACGAUUUGGCGUCCGGAGACGCCAUCGUGGACGAGCGUAUCGAUGGGGUAGGCGGUGGUGCUGGCCGCCGGGGAGAAGAAUUGGAAGUGGAUAGUUUGAGGCCCAGGAGCAGCUCUAGUCUGUCUAGGAGGCGUAGAGAUUCCGACCCCCGGGGGGAGAGACGAGAUGAGACACCUCCGAGGCGCUAGUUGGGUUGUUGCGCUGCGCUGGAGCAGGAACGUUUGAUAGUGUGGCAAAUCCUAUGUUAGGCAAGCUUUAGUAGUAUUUCAGAUUACAGGAUAUUUUUAAUUGGAGGUGAUGAGCUGGCGGAAUUUCGAUCCGAGAAACAUGCUGGGGGGAAGCAAAGCUGG
Molecule: messenger RNA, 1593 nt
Organism: Mycena citricolor
Lineage: Eukaryota; Fungi; Basidiomycota; Agaricomycetes; Agaricales; Mycenaceae
Source: the annotation of a GenBank genome assembly